ACCUCUUCUUCCAACUUCUCUGCUGAUUGCGGAGAGUUUAACCAUAAUUUUUUCAGAAAAAUAAGUGUUGAAACUCUUUCUUUGCAUUUGUUGAUUUCUUCUCUUUGUGGUCUAUAAACGAAAUCUAUCUCGAAUUUAUUUCCAUACGUGAAAAUUUAUAUAUCUACGUUUACAUGUUUAUUAUCCUGAUAAAUUAUAUAUCCUUUUCCAAAAAAAAUCUCUUAUGGUAUUUUAAUGUUAUAGAUCGAACAACAAAUCUUUCAAUGGAUUUUUCUUUUAUUGUUUCUUCAUUUCUGUCUUUGUUUGAUCUGUUGUAGUUUAUUUCUUUCUUGUUGUUGUUUUCAGGUUUUCUGUUAAAUUUUAGUGUCUUUAGAUGCGUAAUCAAAUACCCAUUUCUCAAAUCAUUAAAAUCUCACAGUUUAACUUCGAUAUCAUCCAGUUGAUGUAAUUUUAGCUUCUGGGUACAUCUGCAUCAUGUUUUCUUACUAAAAUUAUAGUUUUCUCUUCUUUCUUUCUUUUUUUCACAAAAAACUCCUUUUUGAUAUUCUUUUGUGAAAACCAACAUGGAUUACAGUAGAGAUAAUGUAGUUCAUGUAAUUCCAAAUCCGAUAGACCCUUCAGUUUGGGCAACAGAAGAAGAUUACCGUGCUUGGAACAGUGAAGAAACCUUUAACGACACACCUUCUAAUUUCAGCUACGACCAAAGACAACCUCAAUCGCGGUCCAAUUCAGACAUGCCACCAAACAAGAAAUCAAGAAAUUCCCAGGAUUUAAAUUCUAGGUCCAAAGCCAUAGGCAAAAUGUUUUUCAAGACCAAGCUUUGUUGCAAGUUCAGGGCUGGCACUUGCCCAUACAUUAAAAACUGUAACUUUGCUCAUAGCAUUGAAGAGCUUCGACGCCCACCUCCUAAUUGGCAAGAAAUAGUGGCUGCUCAUGAAGAAGAGAAAGGGAUUUUGGCAGAGCCAAGAGAGGAAUUCCACAUUCCUUCUUUGGGGUCUAAUAGUUUUUCAGGGGAAACACAGAGGUCAUAUAAAGGAAGGCAUUGCAAAAAGUUUUACACUGAGGAAGGGUGUCCUUAUGGUGAUAAUUGCACAUUUUUGCAUGACGAGCAGUCAAAGAAUCGAGAGAGUGUGGCUAUAAGUUUGGGACCUGGAGGAUAUGGUGGUGGCGGGGGAGGGGGAGGAGGUGCUGCUAGUGGCGGUUGUGGGAGUGGAUCGAAUGUUAAACCAUCUAAUUGGAAGACCAGGAUUUGUAAUAAGUGGGAACUUACCGGGUACUGCCCGUUUGGAAAUAAAUGUCAUUUUGCUCGUGGAGUUGCUGAGCUACACAGACAUGGAGGUGCCCUUGGGGAUACAGAAGCUAAGGAUUCUUUUGUUGCCCCUUUCGAUUCAAAGCAAGCGGGAGGAGCGCCUUUAAAGACGCCUGCAGAUACUAUGGCUGCAUCAAUCCCUUCAGUUCCACUUUCAGAUCUUGGAGUUCCUUCACAGCGAACUAUUGUACUCCAGAAACCAGGACAAACAACUCCCCACAAUUGGAAGGGUCCAGAUAAAAUCAGUCGGAUAUAUGGAGACUGGAUCGAUGAUUUUGAAUAAACUCUGUUGUUAUGGCAAACAAGAGAUGAGAGCUGAAAUUCCUUGCAAGUGAGAAAGUGAAUAAUUUAGAUAUUACCAGGACAGUUGUGUCAUUUACCCUUUAGCUUAUGUGAUGUGGGAAAUUUUUUUCAUUGCUCACUUAUAGCUUUCAAAUAAUUGACAUAUUUUUAUUAUUUAGUUUAAUUAAUUUUGAUUUUAGUA
Messenger RNA from Gossypium raimondii (Peruvian cotton), 1793 nucleotides. RefSeq names its product zinc finger CCCH domain-containing protein 12. Lineage: Eukaryota; Viridiplantae; Streptophyta; Magnoliopsida; Malvales; Malvaceae. The record is from RefSeq and is a predicted model, not a curated record. Gene Ontology annotation, molecular function: mRNA binding; metal ion binding.